CCAUAGGAACAAUUAAAUUUGUUUGCUCAAUGAAAAUUAUAAGCAAAGCAGUUUGUUGAAGAAUUAUUUCACGGCAAGCAACGCAAAAAGAUAAUUAAAUAUAAUUUUGUUUCAUUGAAUUCACGUAAUUUAUUUGCUAAGACUCUUUUCAUCAAUAAUUGUAAAGGACUUACACGUAAGCAUGGAACAAGCAGGAUCAGCCACAACUUUGGAACUCGCUCCUGACAAAAUGUCCGCUCCUACUUCUUUAACUGAGACUACUUCACAUACAACAAACAUAAGUGAUAUCCAUAUGGAGAAAAUAAAACUGAUGUUGAGUACAUUUGAUCCAACAAAUUCUUCGAAGGAAUUGGAUGAUAAGCGAAUACUUAUUAGAAAUGAGUACAUGAAGCGAAUGAAUGCGGCGCCAAAGACUUUAGUGCAGAAAACCGAAGAAAAAAAGGAUCCCAUUGAACGUCAGUUGGAGGAAAGCGAGCAUAAGUUGAAGGAUUUGUUAGAAUUUGGUCAGGAGUUGGUGUCGAAUGUUAAGGUGGCGAACGAGAAGCGCGAACAAAUGCGUCGUGAUUAUGAGGUUGAGUGCAGCCGAAUACUGAAAAAAGAUCUCGAAAAAGAAUCUAUUGAAUCGAUAGCACGCUUCAAUGAAAUCGCAUCCAAAUGGUCGGAGCUGGAGGAAUUCAAAGAACCGAUGGCAUUAUUUGAGCAAUUGGAAGAACAAAAGGAAAAAGUGGCUGCGUUGAUGGCGAGCAAAGAUAGUCUAAUUGAUCAGUGCCAGAAAGAGGUUGAUCGCAUAAAUGCCAAGUACUAUGCCGAUCAGUUGGCUCAAGCAAAUGACGUGCGCUGCUUGGUAGAACGAAUCAAUCGUCAGAUAGAAGUAAUCAAGAUGGCCUACACAAGUCAUUUGGAAAUAUUAGAGCAGACCAUUAACGAAGAGCGCCAAACGAUCGCCGUCACGGAGGCUAAUAAAUGGAAUAAGUUCUAUGAUGAUAUGGCAGAAAGUGAAAAAACGAAAUUUGAUCUCGCGAAACAGAAGGAGGAAUUUUAUGCCGCGGAAAUAGCGCGUAUUACUGCAAUACAGGAGGAGCUUACAUGCAGCACCCGCAUACGACUUGAGAAAGAGGCCGAAAUGUUGGAGUGGGAAUUACGGAAGGUUCGCAAUACAGUGUUGAUGAACUCGGAGAAGUUAGACUACAACUAUCAGGUGCUCCAAAAACGCAACGAAGAAAACAUAGUCAUUAGCAACCAGCAGAAGCGUCGACUAGCCAAGCUUAAUGAGAGCAUUGUCUCGUUAAAACUUAAGAUUGCCGCUAUCAAUAAACAACAUAAAACCAAACUGCAGCGUUCCGUGGCUGAAAUACAUAAGCUGCAUGAGAGCAUAAGUGAACUCGAAGUGAAAGCGCAACAGUUUCGAUCGAAUAACAAACGAAAAUUCGAUCUCGUCUGGGAAAUUAACUUUAAAGAACUGAAAGACCUCUUGACGAAAAUCUACGAAAUUGAUCGCGUAAUAUACGAGCAACAGCUGGCAAUGCCCUGGUCCAUGCCCGACAUUGAUUGGACUGACAUUAAUGAGGUUUCAAGUAAAGAGAACAAAAGUACUCUAAAAGCGGCUAAAAAAGGACACGGAAUCGCUUACACACGUUGUACAUAUGAUAGCGAAGUAGAGAAGAGCCUGGUCCGCAAUAUUCUACGAAAGAUAGCUGAUCGCGCUGGUUUCCUAAUUGAAGAGAAACUAUUCAAGAUACUGGAACCCUAUACGGAAGAUGACAAAUGCAUCGUGCGUCUCCACAACAUUUUCAUUGCGCUACGUGUCGAGAACGUGAAGAUGAUCUCCACGUUGAUCGAUUGCUUUCUUCCGUACGCCUACUGCCCGAACUGUUCUGACGGAUUUCCGAAAAAAGCAAUGCGCGAUUUUUAUAGGAUCGGUCGUGAAUUUGAUGAUUUAGCUUCUCAUGGUGAGAGCGAAACAACUAAAAAGGAUAGUUUACCAUCGGAAAGUGAUCUUGAAAAUAAAAGUAAUGAAUGCUUUGAGAAAUUAAGCGAGCACCCGUCAUGUAAAAACCACUACUUGGUCAUAGAACCAGUGUUUGUACUUACGGCACUGAAUGAUUUCACUAAACGGCAAAUGCAGAACAAAAUGGCAUACAAAAAAAUCCUUGAAGCAAAUGAAUUACUCUGCAAUACAAUAACAUUUGAUCAGGAUACCAUUAAGUCAUUCUGGAGCAAAUUUAAGGAAUAUUUUCCUAAAGGGAAGCGAAAGCUCUGGAUUACAUUGGAGCAUGGCUUGAAUCACUAUGUUGAGGUGUUAAAACAGCGCACCAAACUCGAUGAGGAAUGUGUAUUCUUGCGAAGGCAGAACAUGGAGUUGAAACAUCUUUUGCAAAAGUUUAAGGUGUAAUUUGGUUUGAGCUAAAAUGUUGCUAAUAACAAUAUAUUUUUGUAUACCAGACGGUUUGAAGUU
This is a messenger RNA of Anastrepha obliqua, 2455 nucleotides long. RefSeq names its product dynein regulatory complex protein 1 homolog. The record is from RefSeq and is a predicted model, not a curated record. NCBI's taxonomy places the organism in Eukaryota, Metazoa, Arthropoda, Insecta, Diptera, Tephritidae. Gene Ontology annotation, cellular component: axonemal dynein complex; axoneme. The transcript has a single exon. The coding region runs from base 182 to 2392 and encodes 736 amino acids. Gene Ontology annotation, biological process: axonemal dynein complex assembly; cilium-dependent cell motility; regulation of cilium movement.